AUGUCAACCGACGUUGCGAAGCAGCCCGAAGACGGCCCAGCCCAGGAUGUGCAGGCCUCUAAGCCCGUGUCCCGCUUCACGCGGUGGUUCAGGAGCCCGCUUUUUAACGUCAUCCUCGUUGGUAUGAUAUCUUUUACGCAGCCCGGUAUUUGGAAUGCGCUGAAUAACACUGGCGCUGGCGGACAGCAGGAGCCCUAUCUGGUCAACGGGUCCAAUGCGCUGACAUUUGGUAUAAUGGUAUUUGGGUGCUCUUUCUUUGCUAUUCUGGCAAAUAAGAUCGGCCUGAACAAGGUGCUUAUUAUCGGGACGCUGGGCUACGCGCCGUAUUCGGCAUCGUUAUAUGUGAACAAUCGUUAUGGCACAGAGUGGUUCGUCCUAUUUGGUGGAGCAACCUGCGGUGUCGCGGCUUCUGCCCUGUGGGCUGCAGAGGGUGCAAUUGCUCUCGGGUAUGCCAACAUACACGACCGGGGGAAAUUCACUGGCAUCUGGCUUGGUCUCCGUGAGCUCGGACAGCUCAUCGGGUCUUCCAUUCAGCUCUCACUAAAUGUCAAGAACGGCCAGAGAGGAAAGGUCGGAUACUCGACAUAUCUCGUCUUGAUCGCGCUGCAGUGCCUCGGCCUUCCCCUUGCACUGCUCGUGUCACCCCCUGAGAAGGUCAUCCAUCGCGACGGCAGGAAGGCCUACGACCCAACCAAGAACAAGGCUGUGGUCAAGGAGUUCCACAAGUGGAUCGCGCUGCUCAAGAGGAAGCAGUUCUACCUCUUGAUCCCUAUCCUCGUUGGCUUCAACUGGAACAACACCUACCAGGGUAUUUACCUCACCAAGUACUUCUCCGUCCGGGCCAGGACUCUUGGCUCGUUGACAUCUGGGAUUGCGGCAACGGCUGCCAACAUCUUUUGGGGCUGGUUCUACGACCUGAAGUGCUUCAGCCGCCCUACUCUUGCCAGGAUUACUUGGUUCAGCUUUUCCGCCAUCAUGCUUGGCCUGUUCGCCUGGCAAACAGCAAGUGAGAAGCUAAAUGAGGACACGAAACCCACUCUCGACUGGGCCAGCCCGGGCUUUGGUCGCGGCUUUGCUGUCAAUGUCCUCUUCCGUUUCAUGAAUGAGUCCCAUUACAUGUUUGUAUACUGGAUAAUGGGCACCUUCUUCGACGACAUCGAGACCCUGACAUUGGGGGUUGGCCUGGUACGGUCCUUCGAGUCCAUCGGAUCGUGCCUGGCGUUUGGCAUUGGGGCAGUCAAGGUUUCGCCCAUGGUGAACCUGGUCGUCGCCUUCGUCAUGUUUGUCAUCUGCAUCCCUGCGACAUCGUUCGCGGUGUUCCUUGUGCCGGAGAGGCCCAUAGACAACGGGACCCCCGAUUCGGACAAUUUGUCCAUCGAGUCCCGCAAGGACACAGACCCGGUUGUCGUCGCUACUGCAGCAGAUGCGGUAGACGGUCAUCGGCCAUAA
This is a messenger RNA of Diaporthe citri, 1449 nucleotides long. RefSeq lists its product as uncharacterized. The transcript has 5 exons. Gene Ontology annotation, molecular function: transmembrane transporter activity. Bases 1 to 1449 code for a protein of 482 amino acids. Lineage: Eukaryota; Fungi; Ascomycota; Sordariomycetes; Diaporthales; Diaporthaceae. Gene Ontology annotation, biological process: transmembrane transport. The record is from RefSeq and is a predicted model, not a curated record.